AUGGCGCUGCCUAUGCUUGUCGGUGGUGCGGAUUGCGGGCCAGUGAAUCCAUUGCAGGGGCUCGCGAAGCGGCUGGAUCAGGAUAGAGGCGCGCAGCAGGACUUUUUUGGUGCCGGGCGUGCCGGCUCAUCGAGAGAGACAUUCCGAACGCAGCCUGCGCAAUCGAGCCGGUUGGACGAGGAUGCAUCCCGGUUCUUCAGUCCAGCAGCACACGCUGGCCCUCAGCUCGCAAGACCGUCUGCCUUCGACUUGUCUCUUCUGCACAACUCCCUGCCGUCACCUUCUCUCCAAAACCACACCCAGGCACCCGUUUCUGCGGCUUCAUGGGCUGCUGAUUUUAUGCAACAUGCUGCGCCGAGUAUGGAAGGAGCAGCGAAGCCAUGGGAGAAGGGCAAAGCGAGAGAGACACCAAUGCAGUCACCGACGAGCAUACAUGAAGCACAACAGCGCCCGAUGCAUUGGAGCCCGCCAGGCCCUGGGUAUACAAUGAGCCCGAUGCCAGCGUUCGCCCCGAUGGCCAUGCAAAUGCCCCAGCAGCUGCAACUACAACAACAACAUAACGUCCAUCUCGCAGCAUCCGUAUGGGACCAAGAGUUCUCGUCCCAGGGACAAUCUCUGACUCAGGCGGAGCCCGUAGCGGCACCCAGUACUAGCGAAACAGAUACGAGGUCCAUGAAUCCUCUCGAGCAAGACGAACUCGCCCGCACCGCCGGCAUGCUCGUCGAGACGCUCCAGACGGAGCAGAACCCGAAAUUCCAGAAAAGCGAGUUCAUGGGCCUCAUGCGGCAGCUGCGCGACCACAAGGUCGUCGUGGAGGGCAACGCGAUGGUCGAGACGGACGCCCCGGGCUCCGCGGCGGGGUGGGCCGACGAGCUGCAGGGCGAUGUGCAAGACAAGGGCAAGGCUCGUGCCGAUGUGCCUCCCGCUAUGCAGGCGGUAUGGGUACCGCCCGUGGACGCCGGUCUCAUACCGCCCUUGGAGCGGAUUCGAUUCGCCAGCGAGGCCCGUGCGGCCCUGCGCAGCGAUGAGCCCCAAGAGGCCGAGGAGCAGAGCCACCAGGAGGCGGACCCCAACGAAGAGUACUUCCGCCUGGACAACGAGGACUACAUGGACUACUGGAAGGCGCAUCACAUGGGCCCGAUGGCAGCGCUCACCGAUCAGGCGCCCUUCAACGAGUGGGACAAUCUCCAGCGCGACUGGGAGGACUUUGAGGCGACCGCGAGCGGGAUCAAGCCCGUCGCGAACUACCAGUUCCAGGCGAACAACCCGUACAUGCUCGGCGACUCUUCGCGGACCCGCAAUCACCUGAUGCAUUCCGACAGACCGCAGUCGUUCUACGAGAGUGUGCUGGAAUUGGAGGCAGCCGUGCAACGUAAUCCGAGCGACGCGUACGGGUGGUACGAGCUCGGGGUGAAGCAGCAGGAGAACGAGCGGGAGCACAGCGCCAUCCAGGCGCUCUGGCGCGCGAUCGAGCUCGACCCGACGCAUCUGCCGACCUGGCUAGCGCUCGCGAUCUCGUACACCAACGAAGGAAACCGCGUCAGGGCUUACGGCGCGAUCAAGGAAUGGGUGGAGCGUAACGAGCGAUACAAGGAUGCGGUCGCCCGCCACCGUGCCCAGUUUCCGGACUCGCAGUCUUCGUUGCAGUCUGAACGGUUCAGCAAUUUGAUUCAGUGCCUUAUCGCUAUGGCUCGCAGUGAUACCAGCGGGGAGAUCGACGCUGACAUCCAGGUCGCCCUAGCCGUGCUGCUAAACACAAAUGAGGAGUUUGACAAAGCUCACGAUUGUUUCAGGACGGCUUUAGCUGUUCGGCCUGACGACUGGCUGCUCUACAACAGAGCCGGUGCAACUCUAGCCAACAACGGGCGGCCUGAGGAAGCGUUGCAGUUUUACUACCGGGCGCUUGAACUAAAUCCAGCAUACAUCCGUGCGAGGUUCAACCUAGGCAUUUCUUGCAUCAAUCUCCGGCGCUAUGAGGAGGCGGCUCAGCAUAUAUUAGACGCCCUGGUGCUCCAAGACAGCGACAGCGUCUAUGACCAGCCAGGCGCCGACAAGCGCGGUAUCACGUCCUCGGCGUUGUGGGAGAGUCUCAAGACGACGUGCUUGCACAUGCAGCGUAUCGAUUUAGCGACGCUGUGCGAGCGCCAUGAUCUUGAAGGU
Gloeophyllum trabeum ATCC 11539 is the source of this 2160-nucleotide messenger RNA. RefSeq lists its product as uncharacterized. The record is from RefSeq and is a predicted model, not a curated record. Gene Ontology annotation, cellular component: cytosol; peroxisomal membrane. The annotation marks the transcript as partial. Gene Ontology annotation, molecular function: protein binding. Gene Ontology annotation, biological process: protein import into peroxisome matrix, docking. NCBI's taxonomy places the organism in Eukaryota, Fungi, Basidiomycota, Agaricomycetes, Gloeophyllales, Gloeophyllaceae. The transcript is spliced from 10 exons.